CAGAAUCAAAGACACAGUUUCUUCUUCUUCUUCUCUAUCUCUCUCUUUUUCUAAAGAAACGAGUUCAUUUUCACUCAAGCCUGGGAUCUUCAUCAAGAACUGAUUUCGCGUUACAGCACGAUCAUGAACGCCAUUAACGAAGGAAAAGACUGGAGUAUAUACUAAAUACCAGUUAGACUGAGAAAACUCAAAAGAGAAAGAAACAUUUAUGUGUGUUUAUCGGGUGUUGUGUUGUCAAGAAGCUGUAAGGACAAAAACAAAGCUUUUUAUUAGUUUCCUCUACCAAUUUACAAAGGGGGAUGGAUUUUUCUAGUAACGCCGGAAUGAUGAUGGAGAAUAAGAGGAAUGUCGUCUGCUCUCUCGAAGAAAGCAACAUCAAACGCCACAAGUCUGAUCUCUCUUCCAAGGAGAGGAAGGACAAAGUGGGAGAACGUAUCUCGGCUCUUCAACAGAUAGUUUCCCCUUACGGAAAGACCGACAUUGCGUCAGUUCUUCUAGACGCGAUGCACUACAUAGAGUUUCUUCACGAGCAAGUCAAGGUUCUAAGCGCCCCGUAUCUGCAAACAGUGUCCACUGCUACGCUGGUGGAGAUGGAGCAGUACAGCCUGAGCAACAGAGGAUUGUGUCUUGCUCCAAUGGAGUUUACAGCUGGAGUUGCUCAAAGCAACGGAGCUGAUAUAUGGGCGUCAGUGAAGACUCCUCCAUCUCCAGCUUUAAAUGUCAAGUCUCAGUCACCCUUCAGAUGACCGCUUCAGACUCUCCACAACCUACUAAGAAUAUCUUUCUCUUAAAGCCCAAUGAAGAAUAACAACUUUUUUUAUGAUUUUAGACGGACACAUAAACACGUUUUUAGAACAGCUUAUGGUUGGCAAUGGUCUGUUAUUUAUUUAAAUGCUUAAUGCAUACCCUUAUUCGGGGACUUAUGUAGAGUUUUAGAAAAAUUAAAUUUUUGAAAGCUUUAUCUUUCCUUUGGAA
This is a messenger RNA of Brassica napus (rape), 975 nucleotides long. Its product is annotated as transcription factor bHLH153. Gene Ontology annotation, molecular function: protein dimerization activity; DNA-binding transcription factor activity, RNA polymerase II-specific; RNA polymerase II cis-regulatory region sequence-specific DNA binding. Gene Ontology annotation, cellular component: nucleus. Lineage: Eukaryota; Viridiplantae; Streptophyta; Magnoliopsida; Brassicales; Brassicaceae. The coding region runs from base 300 to 746 and encodes 148 amino acids. The transcript has 6 exons. The record is from RefSeq and is a predicted model, not a curated record. Gene Ontology annotation, biological process: regulation of transcription by RNA polymerase II.